GUGCUCAUUGUAAGUGUGUGGAAAAGCGACGAUUACUGAGUCGUUCCCGAUGGCCACUUGUUUUAUAUCCUCUAGUUGAUAAAAUUUUCGAUAAGAUGUUGAAGAGGCUGAACUAUUAUUAGACUAUUUGGUUCAUUAUCGUUUGUUUGAAAAGAACAGCAUGGAUAAACAAAAGUGAUAUUGCAAAUUAUGUUAGCAACACAUUGCGCAAACUCUAACCCCAGAGGCGUACCCAGAUGACGAGCAAAGGGUUGCCCCAUUUUGCCCAAGGCAAGGUCGUCAAAGGAUUCGGACGGGGGUCCAAGGAACUGGGGAUUCCCACUGCGAAUUUUGACGAAGAUGUUGUGAAUAAUUUGCCGAAAGAGACCGAACCUGGAGUCUAUUUUGGAUUCGCCCAAAUUGAAAAUGGACCAAUUUAUAAAAUGGUCAUGAGUGUGGGGUGGAAUCCAUUUUAUAAAAACACCAAAAAGUCAAUGGAAACUUACAUUAUUCAUAAGUUUGACGAAGAUUUUUACGGGAAAAUCCUCAAGGUCCUCAUGCUUGGGUAUCUCCGCCCAGAGAAAAAUUUUAAAAGUGUGGAAGAUUUGAUACAAGCUAUUAAUAACGACGUUCUUGAAGCUGAAACAAAAUUAGAUGAGGAAGAAUUUGCUAAAUAUAAAUCUGACCAAUUUUUUACUUCUUAACAAGAAAUAAACUAUUAUUUCUACUUAUUAAAUAAGUAUUUUAAUUAAAGAAAACUUUUUUGUUCACUUUUUGUGCAAAUACUUUCUGAAAUAGUUUUGUUGCGUUUUAACAAUUUUUUUAUACAAAUUAAAAAUAAAGGUUGCAUUCACCUUCUCUUA
Messenger RNA from Tribolium madens (black flour beetle), 842 nucleotides. RefSeq names its product riboflavin kinase. Lineage: Eukaryota; Metazoa; Arthropoda; Insecta; Coleoptera; Tenebrionidae. Gene Ontology annotation, biological process: FMN biosynthetic process; riboflavin biosynthetic process. The record is from RefSeq and is a predicted model, not a curated record. The transcript has 3 exons. Bases 237 to 683 code for a protein of 148 amino acids. Gene Ontology annotation, cellular component: mitochondrion. Gene Ontology annotation, molecular function: riboflavin kinase activity.